GAUUUGUAAAAAGAAGUAGUGGAAGAUAAAACUGGACAGCUGGGGAGACCAUGCUCAGUGGGACUUCUCAGAUACCUGCAGUAGCCAACAUGUCUUUGGUCCUGCUUUCCCUCCUCUGGUUCAUCAUUCAAACUCAAGCAAUAGCCAUGAAGCAAACACCUGAAUUAGAACUCUAUGAAGUAGUUCGUCCUAAAAGACUACACAUUUUACGCAAAAGAGAGAUACAGAACAACCAGACAGAAAAGCUUGGUGAAGAGGAAAGGCAUGAGCCUGAACUUCAGUAUCAGAUUGUAUUAAAUGGAGAAGAAGUCAUUCUUCACCUAGAAAAGACCAAGGGUCUCCUGGGGCCAGACUACACUGAAACAUAUUACUCACCCAGGGGAGAGGAAAUCACCACAAGGCCUCAGAAUGUGGAACACUGCUACUAUAAAGGACACAUCCUAAAUGAGAAGGACUCUGUUGCCAGUAUUAGUGCUUGUGAUGGGUUGAGGGGCUACUUCACACAUCACAAUCAAACAUACAUGAUAAAGCCUCUGAAAAGCACAGACCAGGAAGAACACGCUGUCCUCACAUUCAACCAAGAGGAGCCAGACCUAGCUCGUCAGACCUGUGGCGUGAGGAGUGUGGGCAGGAAACAAGGCCUCCCUCGCACCUCCAGGUCCCUCAAUAGCCCACAGCAAGACGAGUUUCUUCAGGCUGAGAAAUACAUUGACCUCUUUUUGGUGAUGGAUAAUGCCUUUUAUAAUAUGUACAAGAAGAAUCUAACUUUGAUAAGAAGCUUUGUGUUUGAUGUGAUGAAUCUACUCAAUGUGAUUUAUAAAACCAUAGAUGUUCAAGUAGCCUUGGUAGGUAUGGAAAUCUGGUCUGACGGUGAUAAGAUAAAGGUGGACUCCAACAUAGGCGUCACCUUUAACAACUUUCUGAAUUGGCAUCGUUCUAACCUGGGGAAAAAGAAGAUCCACGACCAUGCUCAGCUACUCAGUGGAGUUGCCGCCAGCAAUCGACGUGCAGGAAUGGCAGCCGCGAAUUCCUUAUGUUCCCCAUCAUCGGUUGCUGUUAUUGAGGCUAAGAACAAGAAUAGUGUGUCACUUGUAGCAGUGAUGUCACAUGAGUUGGGUCAUGUCCUUGGAAUGCCUGAUGUUCCCUAUGACACCAAGUGUCCCUCUGGGAGUUGUGUGAUGAAUCAAUAUCUGAGUUCAAAAUUCCUGAAGGAUUUCAGUACCUCGUCCCGUGCACAUUUUGAAAAGUACAUGUUAUCUCGUAAACCAAGGUGCCUGCUGCAAGCUCCAAUUCCUGAAAAUAUAAUAACACAACCGGUGUGUGGGAACCAACUUCUGGAAGUGGGAGAAGAUUGUGAUUGUGGGUCUCCUAAGAGACUGAAUCAAAAAAUCUACUUCAGCGAGAUGCUGCUUGCCAGGACAAGAGUCAAGAAAUCUAAACACCCCGGGAAUCGUGUAUUUUCACCUUUGCACUUCGAUAUAUUUUGCUUUGCACUUCUCAAUAUCCUUGCCGUGUUUUUACAAGUCCAGCAAACAGAGGGACAGAUGGGCUUAGAGAAGGUGCCAGUUUUCUGAGACCUGAUCUUUAAUGUAUUUUUAAGGAUCGUGAAGCUAUUGUUUAGCUCUGCUCUUUGGAGAACACAAGAAAUUAGCCUUUGACCAAAACACCUCACAAUGCACCGCUGAAUCGUGCAGAGUCAUCCGGGAUUGCAAAAGUACAGUGACUUAUAUUUCAACCCCGCUUUCAUUUUGCUAAGAUGGCCCAUGAGAAAACCCGACCACUUGAGGAGCGAGGCCUUCAGCGGAAGAAAGGAGAGCCGAGGUCAUGUGCCAUUUAUUCCUCCAUAGUGUCCCAGGGCCUUGCUCUGAGGAGUGUGGCAUUUUUCUACACCAUGUCAAGAUUAAUUAACUAUAAAAAUUUUUAUUUUACCAUGCAUAAUCCUUUACACAUCUUUUACUAUUACAUAUAAUGAUUUUCAAAAGUCUGCAUUGCUUACAUUUCAACUGAGUCAUCAAGGAAUGCUUCAUUCAUCUACUGAUUUAAUGAACCAUAAUGCAAUGAAUAAAAACACAACUUUUUGAGGA
This is a messenger RNA of Equus caballus (horse), 2084 nucleotides long. The record is from RefSeq and is a predicted model, not a curated record. NCBI's taxonomy places the organism in Eukaryota, Metazoa, Chordata, Mammalia, Perissodactyla, Equidae.